AUGGCAAAGUUGAUAGUAUACAUUGCAUUUUUAAUCUGCUGCCAAGCUCCCAACGCACCUCAAGCGCCAGUACCAGGAAAUGUACAAGGUGUGGAGAUUACCACAGAUUACAAAGCUGAUAAAUUAUGGGACGAUUAUUGUCGAUCAACAGCGACAACAAAUGUGAAAGAAUGUUAG
This is a messenger RNA of Loa loa (African eye worm), 177 nucleotides long. RefSeq lists its product as hypothetical. The record is from RefSeq and is a predicted model, not a curated record. The coding region runs from base 1 to 177 and encodes 58 amino acids. The transcript has 2 exons. NCBI's taxonomy places the organism in Eukaryota, Metazoa, Nematoda, Chromadorea, Rhabditida, Onchocercidae.